UUGUUGCUGGAUGAUGUAUUUCCGCUUCCUCUCGGUCCGGUCGUAUUUGGUUGGACGGGGUUGCUGCGGGGAGGGAGGGGGAAGAUUGUUUGCGGUGGAGGAGCUCCGCAGACGGAAAGGUAAACUGAGCUCCCGCAGCCUCUGUUUGGGUCCAGCCUUUUCUCUCCAGCUGCCACCACAGCCUGGAGGCAUCUGCCUCCACUCUCCCGAAUGGUGCUCCUCCUCGCAGGCCUCGGCCCAGGAUCCAAACCCCCUUUGCCCCCUACCUCGGAGCUGUUGCUCCAGAUCUCUCCUGGUGGACUCCCUGGGACGGGGAGGGAAGAACUUUUGCACAUUCAAGGCUACAGUUCUAGGAACCUCAGUGACGACUUGAAUAUCGCCCUCUAACCGGUAUUCAAGUGUGAGGUUCUUCCUGCGCCCCUUUUCCACCCUUUGAGAAGAGAAUCUCUUCUUCCUGCCACCCAGAGCCCAGGAAGCCGUAAGCUGGGGCUCUGGUUCCAGCAUGUUGGUCCUCUCGUGUGCAUAGGGCUGUGCCCUCUCCCUGUCAGCAUGGCUGAACUCAGGCAGGUUCCAGGGGGACGAGAAACCCCGCAGGGGGAGCUUCGACCUGAGGUUGUAGAGGAUGAAGUCCCGAGGAGCCCAGUCGCAGAGGAGCCCAGAGGAGAUGGAAGUAACAGCACUGAGGCCAAAUCGUCCCCAAGAGAGGAGGAAGAACUGGAUCCUAGAAUACAGGAGGAGCUGGAACAUCUGAACCAGGCCAGCGAGGAGAUCAAUCAGGUGGAGCUGCAGCUGGAUGAGGCCAGGACCACCUAUCGGAGGAUCCUACAGGAGUCGGCGAGGAAGCUGAAUACACAGGGCUCCCACUUGGGGAGCUGCAUUGAGAAGGCCCGGCCCUACUAUGAGGCUCGACGGCUGGCUAAGGAGGCGCAGCAGGAGACUCAGAAGGCAGCACUGCGAUAUGAGCGGGCCGUGAGCAUGCACAAUGCUGCCCGGGAGAUGGUGUUUGUGGCUGAGCAGGGCGUCAUGGCUGACAAGAACCGCCUGGACCCCACAUGGCAGGAGAUGCUCAACCACGCCACGUGCAAGGUGAACGAGGCAGAGGAAGAGCGGCUUCGUGGCGAGCGGGAACACCAGCGAGUGACGCGGCUGUGCCAGCAGGCUGAGGCUCGGGUCCAGGCCCUGCAGAAGACCCUCCGGCGGGCCAUUGGCAAGAGCCGCCCCUACUUUGAGCUCAAGGCCCAAUUCAGCCAAAUCCUUGAGGAACACAAGGCCAAGGUGACAGAGCUGGAGCAGCAGGUGGCUCAGGCCAAGACACGCUACUCAGUCGCCCUGCGCAACCUGGAGCAGAUCAGCGAACAGAUUCAUGCACGGCGCCGGGGCCUGCCACCUCAUACCCCGGGCCAGCGGCGCUCUUCCCCUGUAGGGGCUGAGGCUGGGCCUGAUGGCGGCGAGGAUGGGGACAGUGGGAUCAUUGAGGGGGCUGAGGGUGGGGGGCUGGAGGAGGGCAGUAGCCUGGGGCCUGGCGCGGCCCCUGACACGGACACACUGAGCCUGCUGAGCCUGCGCACUGUGGCCUCGGAUCUGCAGAAGUGUGACUCUGUGGAGCACCUGCGCGGCCUCUCGGACCACGCCAGUCUGGACGGCCAGGAGCUGGGUCCCCAGAGCGGGGGGCGCUGGGCCAGUGACAGUGGAGGCCGUGGGGGCCGCCAUCAGCGCAGCAUUAGCCUGUAGUCCUGUGCUUGGGGUGGCUGGUUCAUCUGUUAUGGAUCUGGGUCCCCAGAGUUGGGGGCACUGGGGCAGUGACAGUGGGGGCCGUGAGGGCCACCACCAGCGCAACUUUAGCCUGUAGCCCCAUGUUUGGGGUGGCUGGUUCAUCUGUUACUACCACUGGCCUGCCCAAGGCCAGGGAGGCUCUGAGCUCCCUCUCCUCGGGUCCUUGAUUCCCUCGUUGGCUAUGUCUGAGACAUACUGCCUCUCAUGGCUUUUUCACCGUUGUCCUCUCCCACCUUGCAGGUGACAGCUGUCUGCCUUACUCCUUCAGAAGGCUUGUCUCUGGCUCUCACGUCUCACCUUCCCUUGCCAGCUUCUCACAGUCUGAUAGCCUUUGCGGUCCUUUCUGGUUCUCUCCUUCCAUUUGUCUGGCAUUUCCCCUCAGGGAACUUGGUCUAGAAGGCACAGGGGGGCCCAUCAAAGAAGGUGGAUGCUGGACUGAGUCCUGGCUUCUUGGUCCCUCAGCUUGAGUGAAUGGACAGGUGCCUCUCCUACCUCCCCAUCUCCCAAGGGGGCCCUAGGGGUACUGUAGAGCCCUCCUGGCAACCCUGUGCCCCAGUUCUCUGUCCUUGCCUGCCUGUGUAUAACCAGGAAGAUGCAGUGUGGGACUCUCUGCCUCCAGGAAGACACUGCCCGUCCCUUCAGUGCUGCUUCCUCAUGACCUAAGCCACUUUGUUACGUGUGCCCCAGAGCAGGACUUAAAGGGUACCAGUAUCAGGGAAGGUGAAGCCCAACUCCAGGAUCAACAGACGGGGGACACUACCAACUUCAAACAGACUCCCAUUUGCAUGGCGUUUUCCCAACUGGGCUUAGCCCUUAACAUUGCCAAGGUGCUAGUGGGUCUCUAACAGGGUCCAUGUUGGGGAAUGGAGAUGUAAUGAAGUCCUGAUGGCUGAAGCCCUUGCCAUUCCUGCUGCAGAGUUAGGUUCACUCAUUGUGGGUAGAGGUUGCUGAGACGAAUUUCAGCACUCUCCUGCAGAGUGGAGUUAGGGAAUUUGGUGCUCAACUGCUCUCCCUCGCCCUUCCCCAAACCACACAGUACCUACUCCAGGAUCCCUUGGGGAAUGCUCAAGGUUGGCUGCUGAGCCUCCCCUGAUGUCAGCUGGGGUUGGCCUGGGGUGAAGGGACCUGCUCUCCCAGGCUGUGUGGUGGGGAAAGGUGGGGAAGCCACACCGAAUCUGGGUGCUUCAGGAGAACCAGUCCUUCCUCUUAUCUCACCCCAGGAAGGCUGAGAGCUGGACACUGGGCGGGAGAGCUCAUGUUCUCCCUGUGUCCUGCUAUGUUCAACUCGGGGAGGAAUGGGCCUUGGCAUGGAGAGAGUCUCCCUGUCCUAGGGUUGAGGUAGGGUGGUCACAAUGAGAACCUCUGGGUUUGAGGUGGCCGUGGAUGGAGGGAAGAAAAGGAGGGAGGACAUGGGUGUGCGUGCGUGCAUGUGCCGAUGUGUAUGUGUGGGAAAAGGGUCUGCCCCUGAAUUUAUUUAAAUAAAAUAGUUUAUGUAAUA
Molecule: messenger RNA, 3271 nt
Organism: Equus quagga
Lineage: Eukaryota; Metazoa; Chordata; Mammalia; Perissodactyla; Equidae
Gene: SH3BP5L
Product: SH3 binding domain protein 5 like
Exons: 7
Coding region: 550-1731 (393 amino acids)
Biological process (GO): intracellular signal transduction; negative regulation of protein tyrosine kinase activity
Cellular component (GO): cytoplasm
Molecular function (GO): protein kinase inhibitor activity
Source: RefSeq, a predicted model, not a curated record